AUGGCUGCCGCACUUGGAGAGGAUGUUCUUGUCCGCGUCUCGGCGAAUGCUGCCGAAACCUUCACCGACGCAUACUAUGUCGCCCUGACCAGCGCUCGCGGCUCUCUGCCCGACUACUACGUACCCAAGACCGUCCUCCCGUCUGGAAAACUUCUGCCCCAGAUCUCCUACAAUGGAACCGUCGUCUCAGACCCCGAUGACUUCUCCAACACCUACACGACUCAAAUGCCCUAUACCUUCUUCGAGAUCCAGUCCGUCAACGCCCACGUCCUGAACCCAGCACUCGCCCCUCUGGACAAGGCAGCAAAGCCAAAGGAGCAAGAGCUGAACAUGAGCAUCCUUGUCCAGGUCAGCGGUUACGUACGGUUGAUCGAGCGCAAGGAGGGUCCAAUGCGCGCCUUCUCCGACACCCUGGUUCUGGUGCCCAACAAGGAAGAGGCCGGCGCAAAGGGCAAGGGAAAGACUGGUGAAGGCAAGAGCUGGCUCAUCCAGAACCAGAACUUCAGAUUUGUCGUUUGA
This is a messenger RNA of Aureobasidium namibiae CBS 147.97, 519 nucleotides long. RefSeq lists its product as uncharacterized. The record is from RefSeq and is a predicted model, not a curated record. The transcript has 2 exons. Bases 1 to 519 code for a protein of 172 amino acids. Gene Ontology annotation, cellular component: nuclear pore central transport channel. Lineage: Eukaryota; Fungi; Ascomycota; Dothideomycetes; Dothideales; Saccotheciaceae. Gene Ontology annotation, biological process: protein import into nucleus.